GUGUGGGAGAGAGAGAGAGAGAAUGGAAAUAAAGGGAAGGAGGGAGUAAGAAAGUGAAAGAAACAAAGGAGCGAGAAAAACACUCAGACACACAGGGGCAAAGUAGAGAGAGAGAGAGAGAGAAACAGAGAGAGAGAGAGAGAGAGAGAGAGAGGGGGGGGGGGAGAGAGAGAGAGAGAGAGAGAGGGGGAGAGACUCGCCGAGGGUGAUGUCAAACCAGCUGAGCUCAGAAAGUAAACAGAGCUCCGAGCAGCAGCAUGCUUUCAGCGCCACAGCAGCAGCGGUGGCCAGGACAGCCCCUCGGGGGGACCCGAACACUUGCGCACACACGCCGGGGCCCCUGCGGCCGGCUCCGCAACACACUCUUCAUCACCUCCGUCCUCAUCCUCUGCCUGCUGGUCUCCCAGGGGAGCGCUUGGCCCCUCGACUACAGGUGGCUAUACCCACAGUGUCCGGGGCUGGAGUGGAGUGCCAUGUGCCGUGGCUGCUGUGAGUACGAGCUGAUCCGCUGCAAAUGCCCCUUACAGGGGACGCCAGUGGGCUAUGCAGUGCCCUGCUGCCGCAACGCCCUCAACGAGUGUGAUCCCUGCAUUAUACACCCAGGCUGCAGCAUUUUCGAGAACUGUAAGCGGUGCUACAAUGGAACGUGGGGACCCAGAGAUGACUUCUUUAUCCGGGGGAAAUACUGUUCCGAGUGCCGGCCUGGGUGGUCGGGUGGAGACUGCCUGAAGUGUGGUGGUGUGCUGAAGAAACGACAAGGCCACAUCGUGCUGGAGGCCUACCCCAACAACGCCCGCUGCGAGUGGACGCUACAGGUCGAUCGGCCUUUCGCCAUCGAGUUCAGGUUCAUGAUGCUCAGUCUGGAGUUUGACCACAGCUGUCGCUAUGACUACGUGGAGGUGCGAGACGGGGACAGCAUUAACUCUCGCGUGAUUGGUCGGUACUGUGGGAACGACAGGCCUCCUCCAAUUCUAAGCUCAGGCAACACCCUGCACAUCCUGUUUGUCUCCGACGGUUACAAAAACUUUGACGGCUUCUUCGCUACUUUCCAGGAGAGCUCAGCCUGCAGUUCCUCACCAUGUCUCCAUGACGGCACCUGUGUUCUGGACUCCUCCCUCUCCUACCACUGCGCCUGUUUGGCCGGCUACACUGGCAAGAGGUGUGAGCAUGUGUUGAUGUGUGGGCGGCCCAUGAUGCCCCUCUAUGGCGAUGCUGUGAGCCUCGAUGUGAGCGUCGGCGGGCACGUCAUCUACCGAUGCCAGCCGGGGUACCAGCUGCAGGGCUACCGCAUCGCCACCUGUAUGCUGGAGGGCACCUGGAGCGCCCCCCCUCCACAGUGUGUGCCUGUGCAGGAGAGGACCUGUCCACUCCCACCCAAGCCCACCUAUGGGGACCACUUCCUGGUGUAUGGCCCAGGAGACGAGCUCAUUGCCCUGCAGUACCUCUGCUAUAAGCCCUACAAGCUGAGCGGGAUGCAGCAGAGGACGUGCCUGGCCAAUGGCACCUGGAGCGGGACAGCGCCCUCCUGUGUUAAAGUACUGAGUCCUGCGCCCCCGCCAGAUGAGGAAAAAGAGAAAGAGGUGAAAGAGAAAGAGAAAGAGACGGGCCAAGGCAAACAUCCCUUCGGAAAAGACACCAAAGAUACUGAUGACUCCACAAAUAUGGUCAAAGAAAAGGGUCCCGAAAAAGAAGAAAAAGGACUGGACAUAGAUCAAGACAUCCAGAUAGUCAUUUUCAAGGAGCCUGGUCAAGAUGAAGACAAAAAUGUGAGUGUGGACGCAGGCAAAGACCCCCGCAAGGACGUGGACAAAGACCCGGACAAAGAUGUAGACAAAGACCCGAAUGUGGACACAGUAGGACCAAAGGAUCCGACCAUAAGUGUCCCUAAAAACACUAGCAAAGAAAGCACAGACGAUAUCAACACGGUCCAGGAGAAAGACCCUGAGCUCAAGAAAGAUUUAGACAAAGGUCUGGAUAAGGAUGUGCAUACACAUGUGUAUGUGGAUAAAGGAUCGGAGAAUGUUCUUAUCAUAAAAGAUCUCCGUCCUAAAAACACAAGUAAAGUCAAGGAAGACAAUGUCAAUACAGUGGAGGAGAAGACGUCUGAAGGAGACAAAGACCUAGGAAGGGGUCUAGAUAAGGACUUGCAUCCAGACAAAGGAGUUUUGGGCGCCCCUAAAGACCCGGUCGACAACCUGGGCAGAGACAUUGAAAUAGUGCUGCUGUCCGAAAAGGGGAAAACCAGCGUGUCCAAAGAUGUUCUGAUACACACAGAGUACAACCUUGAGAAAGACGUGAACGUGCAGCAGCGCCCGGUCGCUGUAACGACAACACCACCCGAGACAGCAGCCCCACCACCUCCCAAGACAAGUGACAACGACCUGGAUGACGAACCGAGCAGUAACGCUACGGAUGUGAUCAGCUCCAAUGACAUCGAGAACAUCGACAAAUCAGCUCCUCCUGAACUAGACAGAAAACAAUACCCAGUCGGAGGUAAUAUUACAGAGAUAUCCUCUCCGGGCAUGACAGAGCAGGGUGGGACAGGCUCCCAUGCCAAGGGAAGUGAGGACUCGGAGAUGGGGCCAGAUGCGGACUCAGACGCAGACUCAGAGGAGCACCCUGGAACAAAGCCAAGCGCUAACCCUACACGACUUCCCACAGUGACAGACGGGUUGGAAACGGAGAAAGACAUCAAAGGGGAUUGGAAGAGCGGGCCCGACAACAAGAGCUUCACUGACAGGAAGAAGUGUCCUCCUCCCCCUCGUCUCUUUCAUGGCUACUGGGAGCUGGUCCCGGGUCUGUCUCCAGAGACGGUGGAGUUCUUCUGCAACCACUCCUACGCCCUGAGUGGCGCUGCCCGCCGUUCGUGCCAACCAGAUGGCUCCUGGAAUGGUACCCAGCCCAUCUGCAUGAGAGCCUGUAGAGAGCCAAAGGUGUCUAAUCUGGUGAGACAGACUGUCCUGCCUCCGCAGGUCCUCUCCAGGAAAACCCCAGUGCACAAGCUGUACUCCUCAGCCAGUUUGGGCAAGCCUUUCGUCUCUGCUGCCCCCACCAGGAGCCCGCAGGUACUGCACCAGCUGCCCCCAGGCUUCCACCCCCUCUACACGCACAUCCAGUACGAGUGCCUCUCGCCCUACUACCAGCACUCGGGCAGCUCCCGUCGCACCUGCCUGAAGACGGGCAAGUGGAGCGGGCGCCAUGUCUCCUGCUCACCAGUGUGCGGAAAGAUCUCGAACUUUGAUCCCCAGUCGCCAAGGGAGAUUCACUGGCCCUGGCUAGUGGCCAUCUACCGACGCUCAGUUCCGGGCUCCGGUGGCAAGAUGGGCGUGGUGGGCAAGGCUGGCAAAGGGCUGGCAGGGGGCGGCACAGAGGACGUGUCUGGGUCUGAGGGCUGGCAGCUGGUGUGCAGCGGGGCACUGGUCAACCAGCGCAGCGUGGUGGUGGCUGCCCACUGCGUAACGGAGCUGGGAAAGCUCUACCCGCUGGACGCUGCCAAAGUCAAGGUGGUGCUAGGGAAGAAGUUCCGCAGCGAUCAGAGGCACACGAAAGGCCUGCAGCACCUCAGGGUGGCCUCCAUUGCCGUCCACCCCAGUUAUGACCCCCUGCUUCUGGACGCAGACGUGGCCGUGCUGAAGUUGCUGGACAAGGCUCGCAUCGGGGAACACGUGCUGCCCAUCUGUCUUCCUGAGGCCACGGGCCCUGCCAUGGAGGAGGAGGAGGCGACGAGGGUGAAGCAGGCGGUGGUGACGGGCUGGUCUCUGCUGGCGGAGCCGUGGGGGGGCGAGGGGGGACAGGCGGGGGCAGCGAUGGAGCCGGAAGAAGAGCGAGCAAGAGUGGGGCGCGUGCAGCUGGGGUCGGACGCGGUCCAGUGCGAGCGGCAGUACGCCCGCAACGGCAUGCCCAUCAGCAUCACCGAGAACAUGUUCUGCGGUCGCCAGCAGGCCGACGCCAGCCCCUCACGCAUCUGCCCAGCCGACACCGGGGGCAUCCUGCUCCUGCCCGCGCCCACCCCGGUACCCUCCCCUGGUGGGGGCGACUCGUCCAUCCUUCUCCUGGAGGAGGAGGAGGAGCAGAACAGGAAGCUGCGCGUCUGGAGGCUCCUGGGACUGGUCAGCUUCGGCUACGACCAUCCCGAGUGCAACCCGCAGCUCUACACCGUCUACACACGUGUGGCCAACUUCAGAGACUUUAUUGAGAGCAACAUGAAAUAGAUUGCCUUCUCUCCCUUUAUCCCCAAACUCAUUCACUCAAUCUCUAGCUCACAUACACCUCACUUCAUUAGAUCGCUCAGGUGAGUUUUCUCCAGCGUACCUCUCCGUCAUUCUCAGUUGUAUCCAUUCGUACCGUAACAUAAUGUGUUUUCUGACAGAAAAAGAUCAGAUAACACUUGAUUGUGCAAUAGCCUGAGAUCUCGGAGGGCGUCCAUUGGUUUAGACCUCAAACAACAAGUAGGUGGCAUUCUCUGAUUAUUUUCAGCAGAUGUUUGAGUUCAUCCAGGAUUAUAGAUUUUGCAAUCCUCCAGGAUGCCUGUUAACUUUGAAAUGUACAUAUACUGUAUUUUAAUGUAUUAUUCCAAAUUGUAAACAUGAAAAAGGUGUAAAUAUUGUGUUAAAUGACAGAUAGGUCCUAAUGAUCUUUAAAUAAAAUUAUGAGUGUAUUAAAUAGGAACAACAGCCUGGGACUAAAUGCUCUUCUGCUCUUCCACACGGUUUAUCCAGGAGAUGGUCUUGUUACCCUACUCUCAGUAGACUGCAGUAUUAACAAAGCCCCACUAGAUGGAAGUGCUGCUCCUCAAACAGCCCGAGCAAGGCCCUGCAUCAAGAGAGAAGCAGCUGUACAAUUGUGUUGUGUUUCCCCUUAAAGCAAAGACUUUUCAUUUAAGUACAUGAUUUUAAAAAAAUACUGUAAAUAAGUGUAUGGAAAAACCCUGUGACCUUGAAAUGCUGUAUUGGGGACGGGUGGGCAAAUUGGCAGCAUGAAAAGUGUCAACACAUAGUCAAGUCAAGUUUCUUCAUUUAGCACAUUUCACAGAUUCAGAUACACAGAUUCAUUCAACGUAACCUGGCUCCGCCCGUCUCAUUUCGCUUCAGAAAAGAAGCGUAGUCUGGUUCACGAGGCAUUCAAUGUGCUUUUACAUAAACAAAAGCAAACAGUAAUAGCAAAUGAUAGCAUAGAACGGCAAUAGUCAAAUAAUAGUUUAAAAAAAGUAUAAAAAAGAAAAAAGAAAACAUAAAACACACAAGGUAAUAGUACAUAAAAUCAUAAAAGGGCAAUAGUUUAAAAAUGUUAACAAAGUUAUAAUUAAAAGACAUAAAAAAAACAAUAUAGAAUGAAUAAAAGACAGUGCAAAACAACAAAUUACUGGAACACUACCAACAACUUACUGGUAACCUGUGUGCUUUAUAGUGUCCUAGUCAGCCAACAACUUAACCUGUGUGCUUUACAGUCUCCUAGUCAGCCAACAACGUAAUUCAGUGACAGUGAGCCUAGUCAAACACCCAGUGAACAACAGCACUCUAUAAUAUAUAUUAUGGAGAUUCUUGAAGUAGCCCCAAACAUUUUUUUUCCUUUCAGGGCCAAAAAUGCCCGACCAAUAGGGCCCGAUAGUCCCAUCAAGGGCUCACUUGGAAAAGAGGCUAUUGUCUCAAUGUGACUACCCUGGUUAAAUAAAGGAUAAAUACAAUUCUUUAUUUGUUUCUUUCUUUCUCUCUCUCUCUGUCUAUCUUUUCUGAAACUACCAUCCAAUGUUGAAACUUGCUGAACAUGCAUUGCUGAAAUCAGUAUUGAUUCAGAGGUAAAGUUCUACACCCUUCAACAGAUAUAGCUGAGUCAGUGCCAAGUUGGAGAGAUAUUGUACAUAGCCUACUGAACACACUGUAGGAUUUCAGCAUCCACGCUUGAGCCACAAAUAAACUAUAUUUUUAUCUUAGGUGGUCUACAUGUUAAUGGGUUUAGGAUGCAUAUAACAGUGAACAUUUACACCUCAAUACUGUAUGUUGACCAUGAUUACUAUCUAUAUUACAAUGUUUCAAACUACAUGUACUGUACUUAAAUUCCAUAUUGGAAUUAGCUGAUUAAAAAAAAAGGUAAAAAGGGAUUGGGGCACUUUUGAUGUGAUGGUUUUGGAGUGAAAUUAAAAAAUUGACAGAAAGA
Molecule: messenger RNA, 6153 nt
Organism: Alosa sapidissima (American shad)
Lineage: Eukaryota; Metazoa; Chordata; Actinopteri; Clupeiformes; Clupeidae
Gene: pamr1b
Product: peptidase domain containing associated with muscle regeneration 1b
Exons: 14
Coding region: 258-4211 (1317 amino acids)
Biological process (GO): proteolysis
Molecular function (GO): serine-type endopeptidase activity
Source: RefSeq, a predicted model, not a curated record